AUGAACACGCUCACGUUGGUACAACUUCGUGGCUUCCUGUCCCAGAUGCGGCACCACGAGGAGGAGCAUGCUUCGGUCACGAAGCUCUCCGUUCUGGGGAUCGCCAUGCAGGCUCUCAUGGAUGCUUUCGAUUCCUUCCUUCACCUGAGUGUGGCAGCGCCAGUGCAGGCACUGAACACGUACAACUUCGCGGUGGUCUCGAUGCUCAAGUUUUCCCUUUUCGCUUUGGUUGAGGUGCGCUACCUCUUGCUGAUUUGGAGGCAUCAUCACCAGCACGUCUUUGCAGAAGGUUGGGAGACUGUGCGGCAAGAGCUGUCGCGGGUCUAUGCACAGUUCUAUGGUGCAUUGAUUGGAGGACUUGUUUUCAUCUUCGUCGCCUCGGACUACUUGGACAUUGUGGCGCUGGCAAUGCAGGCAUACUGGGUUCCGCAAAUACUUCAUGAUGUGAGGCAUGGCUCCAAGAACUCCUUCACGCGACGAUUCAUCAUCACAAUCGCGGUAACUCGCACUUUGGAGUUCCUCUACCUUUGGGGAUGUCCCGCAGGCCUUUUCAACGGCGACAUCUACCCUCAGCUACCUGGGACGCAAUCGUUUCAGCUUUGUGCAGCUGCGGUUUGCCUCCAGACCGCGCAGGUGGCAGUGAUGCUGUCACAGCAGCGGCUCGGGCCCAGGUGGUUCGUGCCAUGGCUCUGCCUCCCUCACGUGUACAACUACCGUCGGACUGCGCAGGCCGAUGUGGGUACCGAGUGUGUCAUCUGCAUGCUGGAAAUCACUCCCGAGGAUGGAUCUCACAUCGUCACCACACCCUGCGACCACCGCUUCCAUGACUCGUGCCUGGAGAGGCCGGAAAUCGAUUCCAGGUGA
Symbiodinium necroappetens is the source of this 864-nucleotide messenger RNA. The record is from the annotation of a GenBank genome assembly. NCBI's taxonomy places the organism in Eukaryota, Dinophyceae, Suessiales, Symbiodiniaceae.